CAACCACAACAUAUUAUACUAAAUACUAACACAUCACAGCAAUCUCUGAUCCCGGACCCUCAUCCUUUGUCCCAUAUCCCUCCCGCUUUUCAACCAAUUGCUCACGAUGUCAUUCCAAGCCAAACGCUUCCGACCAACAGUGAACUCCGCCUCCACCCUCGGCGAACGGUUGGGUGCCAAAUAUCGUGCACAUCUCAAAAAACACCCAUUCCUACUCUUCGGUCUGCCUUUUAUUGGCGUCAUGCUAGCCGGGUCCUUCAUCCUCACUCCCGCGACGGCAUUGAGAUACGAGCGCUUCGAUCGGAAAGUCCAGCAAGUGAGUCAGGAAGAGGCGAUGGGGCUGGGCCUGAAGGGACCGGAUGGCGAUGAUGCACAGGUCAAACGGAAUCCACGACGGAGAGUGCUGGGGAGUGAGAAGGAGGAAUAUUAUAAACUCAUGGCCAAGGAUCUUGAUAACUGGGAACAAAAGCGCGUACAGCGAUUCAAAGGCGAACCGGAUGGUAGAUUAUAAGCGAGCAAAAGCUCCAGCAAGCGCAAUCAAUACAAUCCCUACAUCCCUACAUCCACACAUCCUAGGGUACCGGAGGGCUCCUCACCCUCCCCCACUCCACUCAAAAUACAUCCGCCAACACAUCCGCCAACGAACGCAGAACAGGCGCACGGCACUUCUAUUUUGGACCAUGUCUUUUUUUUAUAUAUAAUUAACAUAUUUUCACCAACGAUAUUUUGCCGCAAACCAAAGAACUAUCCCCUUCUCUCACUACAGCAGUCUUCCCGAUCCUGUGUCAACCAACCAACGAGAGCUGAGAAAUCCGGUGAAGCUAUAUUCGCUAGCAGGUGCACAUGCGCGAGUGGAAGAUCCGGAACUUUAUCGCAACCACUUGCAUCGCAGCCAAGGAGCAUAGAGGAAUUGGACAAAAAAAUAAAUAAAAAUAAAAAUAAAAAGGAGAGAGAGAAGGAAAGUGACGGAAAUCAAAGAAAAGACUUAACCCAACCUUUUCAGCCAUUAACAGCCGCUCAUGCCAGAGUGCAACAACCCCUUGCCCCUCCUUCCGAGGAAAAAGUCGCAAUGGGUAAUGUGGGGUAGCUCGUUCAGAUGCAUGGAUUACCUUGCCUCUCUUUCACCCUUCCUUUUUUUAUUAUUAUUUUUUUAUUUUAACAAAACCUAAACAGGGUUGAUUGAACGGGUGGCAGGGAUUCGUGAAUGUCGCUGAACGAGUUUCGCAGAGAGAGAGAGAGAGAGGCAGUUUUCGUGGGUUUGGCAAUAAUAAUGAAUGAUGUACUCCGUACAUGUGCAUGCGCAUGUGCAUGUAAUUAAAUGUACUCUGUACAUCAUUGUGCAUUGUGAUUUGCAUGGUUUAACCGUGAUGUGAUGUGGGCGAGAGCUGCGAUGCAGAUAAUUCCACAACCCACAACCCCCUACUACUCCGUACAAUGAUGACACGACGAUACACGCUAGCGGGUAGGAGGACGAUAAGAGAGAGAGUUCGACAGUAACAGCGGGGGAAAACACAAUGAUUCUCUGGAGAAUUUUUUUUUGGUGUGGUCACAUGAAGAUGAUGGGAUGGAGGUAUUUUAUCUUCUGUGUCUGGUAGAGAUCGAAGGAGUGGAGGAGGAGGGGUAAGGGGAGAAGGAUAAGUUAGUAGUAUAUGAUGGCAGUCAUGGCCCCCCCCCCUUCCACCUCCACCUCGACCUGGUUGAGUAUACACACCUAGGCGCGCAGGCAGGAAGCGAAAGAAACAGGGGGUGGGAUUGAGGCACAGUUCCUUCAACCGCGAUGUACGGGGUAACAUAUCCAUCUGGUGACAUUUUCUUCUUCUUUUUUUUUUUUUUUUUUUUUUUUUUUUUUUUUUUUUUUGGAUUUUUCCCUUUUGGGCGGUUCAUGCAUCAUCGUCGUUCAUUUGUGUUUGUUUGUGCAUUGCAUGAUCCUCAUAUGCAUAUACACAUCUACACAUGACUUAUCCACAUUUUGUUCCAUUUCCAUAGGCUUGGAGGAUUAUGUAUUCAGGGUAUAAUUUAUUUAUUUAUUUCUCCUUUUUUCUUCGCGAAACCAUUGGCUUUCCGAUUCGAUGAAUAUAUUAUAUAUAUAUAAGUAAGGAAGGGAGGGGCCAAGGUUGGGCCGGGACCGUAGUUAGAUAGAACACGUAAUGUACAUGUACCUACUACUAGUUACCGCACGUAGAAAAACCCUGGUUCUGGGGAAAGAAAGAAAGGGCCUAGACAAGUUCAAUGAUCAUAAUCUUUUAAUAAGAGAGUUGAAGUCCAUGUGGUUGCUGUUGAUGUCGGCGGCGAGGGUGGUUGAGGGUUCGAUGAAGCGGGAUGAGGCUCAUGAAUAUUUAACAUACAUAAUAAAUCAUAAUAUAUAGUUUUUGUUCGAAUCUUGCAUCUUUGCAGCAGUUACUGUACAUACAUACAUACAUACAUACAUAUAUAUAUAUAUAUAUAACAUAGCUUGGUUGAACUCAAAAAUGAAUCCCUCUCUGCACAUCGAUUGAAAAGGAACAAACAAAAAACAGUCUAACUGCAAACACCCAAAGAAACCCAAGAACAACCAACCCCAAGGGUUGGUUAACAAUAAUAAUAAACAAUAACAUUCCGAAUGCAACCCAUCGCGCACGGUAUUACCUAUGAUUGACUUUUCCCUGCCCGCUCCCCCGUUCCUCUGCUUCCUCUCCUCUCGGCGCCGUUUCCAUUCCU
Molecule: messenger RNA, 2697 nt
Organism: Blastomyces gilchristii SLH14081
Lineage: Eukaryota; Fungi; Ascomycota; Eurotiomycetes; Onygenales; Ajellomycetaceae
Product: cytochrome c oxidase assembly protein COX16, mitochondrial
Exons: 2
Coding region: 107-511 (134 amino acids)
Biological process (GO): mitochondrial respiratory chain complex IV assembly
Cellular component (GO): mitochondrial inner membrane
Source: RefSeq, a predicted model, not a curated record